AUGAUGGAAAAAUUUGGGUUCCAUAAGGUCUCGAAUAACCCUGGCCCCGGGCAACCUUCAAUCACCCAUAGUCGCCCAUUAAGAUCAAGUUCCAGCUCGCAUUCUAGUAGUCAAUCACAUAUAAAGAAGAGGCUUCAAGUUGCUAAUUGUCCAUCAAAUGCUGUGGCACUUGCAAAUGCUGUUGCAGUUCAUCCCGCUGAAUUUGAUUUACCUGAUAAAUCUACAAUUGCCCUUGAUGGCGAUUUCGUCUAUACGUUACACAAGGACGCUUCCAUGGAGCCAGGUACGAUUGGAUUGGCAGGAAAUGUCAGAACAUGGGGCAAAUGGUCUUUAGGACAAACGAUCAAAGUUGAAAGUUAUAAUAUUUUUGAAAAAUCUCAACACUCUUACCUUGGAAGCAUCGAAAUGAGCAUCGAUUUUAGGUCCAAGAGUCGGGCCGAUAGCACACCUAUCAAUCACGAAGAAUUAUGUCAAAUCUUUCUUCUGAACUAUGAAAAUCAAGUCUUGCAACCUACACAGCCUAUUGUCAUGGAUUUUAAAGGCAACAUUUUUGCCUUGCUUGUUAACGUAGUUGAAAUUCUCGAUGUUGAUAAAAACCUUCCAAUUAUAAAGAAUUCUACUGAUCUUGGCUCAAAAGGAAUUUUAGUUAAACUGACGGAGAUCAAUUUCUUCCCGUACCCAGACUCCAAAGUCAAUUUAAUCAAGAAAAACGGGUCAAAGUCUAGGAGUAGCAGACCUAGAGCCAAGAAGAAUAUUAUUAAUCCAGAUUUCAAAUUGGAAGAUUUAGGAAUUGGAGGUUUAGACGACGAAUUUCAGGAUAUCUUCAGACGUGCCUUCAACUCUAGAAUAUUACCACCGGAUAUUGCUGAGAAGUUGGAUUAUAAACAUUGCAAAGGUCUAUUACUUUAUGGGCCACCAGGUACAGGUAAGACACUUAUUGCCAGAAAUUUAAGUAAAAUGUUGAAUGGGAAGGAACCAAAAAUUGUUAAUGGUCCCGAAAUGUUAAGUAAAUAUGUUGGCGCCUCGGAAGAGAAUAUUAGAAAUUUGUUUAAGGAUGCAGAAGCAGAAUAUAAGCAAAAAGGUGACGAGUCUGAUUUACAUGUCAUUAUUUUUGAUGAAUUGGAUUCCGUUUUCAAGCAGAGAGGUCUGGCAAAGUCUGACGGGACUGGAGUUGGAGACAAUGUUGUUAAUCAGUUGUUGUCGAAGAUGGAUGGUGUGGAUCAACUAAAUAAUAUCUUGGUUAUUGGAAUGACCAAUAGAUUGGAUUUGAUCGACAGUGCUCUUUUGCGUCCAGGAAGAUUUGAAAUUCAAAUAGAAAUCUCUUUACCUGAUGAAAAGGGCAGAAAGGAUAUUCUAUUGAUUCACACUGCUAAAUUAAGAGAAAAUAAAUUAUUAGACAAAGAUGUUGAUUUUGAUGAAUUGAGUAGAUUAACAAAAAACUUCACUGGUGCUGAAUUAGAAGGUCUUUGUAACUCAGCUAAGUCCUUCGCCAUCAGUAGGCAUACAAAAAAGGGAAGUAUUGCGCAAUUUGACUUAGAUGCUAUCAACAAGAUGAAGAUCACGAGAAAUGACUUCUUGCUAGCCCUCAAUGAAGUCAAACCUGCAUUCGGAACGGACGAAGAGGAUUUAACAGGACUUGCUCCACAUGGAAUCAUUCCUUAUAAUGCUUCAGUCACGAGUAUUUUCAAUAGAGGACAAUCAUUUAUUGACGAGGUGAAGAGUAGCGAAACAGAGACAUUGAUUAGCAUUUUGCUUCAUGGUCCUAUCGGGGUGGGUAAAACUGCCGUUGCUUCAACACUCGCUCUCAACUCUGACUUUCCUUUUAUUAAGGUGCUUUCUGCAGAGUCUCUCUUGGGAAUGUCGGAACCAUCAAAGAUUCAGUAUAUUGAUAAUGUUUUCAGGGAUGUCUAUAAAUCACCUUUAAAUAUAUUGGUCAUUGACAAGAUAGAGAAUAUUAUUAAUUACGUACCAAUUGGUCCUCGCUUUAGCAACGAUAUACUUCAAAUGUUGAUGGUUUAUAUUACAAAAAGACCACCUAAAAACAGAAGACUCUUGAUAAUCGGGACAACAUCUCAAUAUUCCGUGUUAAAGCAUAUGAAUUUCGUUGAUUGUUUUACGAGCGCUAUUGGGAUACUGCCAAUGACAACAGUAGAAGAGGCUGAAAGAGUAAUGAAUAAACUAGGUUUCAUGCUGGAAACAGAAAGACACGAAAUCGUACAAGAGUUAUCUCGCUAUGAACUCAAUAUCUCAAUCAAGAAAUUCAUCCAAGUGUUGAUGAACUGCAGGUACCUUGGAAGCGAUGUGGCUGGUGUGGUCGAGAGCGUUGUUGAACAGAACACAUAA
Molecule: messenger RNA, 2343 nt
Organism: Priceomyces carsonii
Lineage: Eukaryota; Fungi; Ascomycota; Pichiomycetes; Serinales; Debaryomycetaceae
Gene: SEC18
Product: AAA family ATPase
Exons: 1
Coding region: 1-2343 (780 amino acids)
Biological process (GO): SNARE complex disassembly; Golgi to plasma membrane protein transport; intra-Golgi vesicle-mediated transport
Cellular component (GO): Golgi stack
Molecular function (GO): ATP binding; ATP hydrolysis activity
Source: RefSeq, a predicted model, not a curated record